Exophiala bonariae is the source of this 1575-nucleotide messenger RNA. RefSeq lists its product as uncharacterized. Gene Ontology annotation, cellular component: membrane. Gene Ontology annotation, biological process: carbohydrate transport; transmembrane transport. The transcript has 5 exons. Bases 1 to 1575 code for a protein of 524 amino acids. The record is from RefSeq and is a predicted model, not a curated record. Lineage: Eukaryota; Fungi; Ascomycota; Eurotiomycetes; Chaetothyriales; Herpotrichiellaceae. Gene Ontology annotation, molecular function: carbohydrate:proton symporter activity.
AUGGAGAAACCUGUUGAUCACCACAGCGAAAACAAGGCUAUCAGCUCUGUCAUAGACGAUGUCCCUCCCAAAAUCGAGCAGGCACAAAUAGCUGCUGCAGAGGAACACAAUCUCUCAGUAUGGGGUGCCUUGACCCAGAACAAGAAAGUUGUCUUUUGGUGUAUCUUCUUUGCUUUCAGUGCCAUUGGCUGGGGCUUCGAUGCACAAGUUAAUGGUGGCAUGGUUGGGGUGCCCCAAUUUCGACGAACUUUCGGUUACAUUUCUGAAGAUGGACCAGUCAUUCCUGCUAGUUGGCUGGCUGGGUUCAACAGUAUUUCAAGCGUUGGUCAGUUCUUUGGAGGCUUCGCCUGUUCCUGGGUGUCGGAUAGAAUCGGCAGGAAAGGCUCCCUCCUCGUAGGGCUGGUUGUUGUCACCGGCGGAAUCUUUGGUGAACUCUUCGCGACCUCUCGCCCAGCUUUCUUGAUUGGAAAACUCAUCCUCGGUAUCGGACUGGGAUUCUAUUUAACCAUUGGCCCACUUUACUGUUCUGAAGUGGCUCCAGUUGUCAUUCGUGGUAUGGUAACUGGUGGCAUCAACUUUGCAAUCGUCAUUGGCCAGCUGUUGUCAAAUGCGGUUAUCAAGGGGUUUGGAGGUCGUGAGGACAACUGGGCCUUCCGAGGACCCUUUGCUGUGCAAUUCCUCUUCGUUGCAAUCCUGGCCGUUGGGCUUCCAUUCGCCCCAGAAUCACCAUGGCAUUACGUUCGCCAGAACCGCAUUGAAGAUGCGAAGCUCAGUCUUGAACGCUUGCAUGGCAAAGAUGUUGACGUUGGCCCCAGACUGGCUAUGAUUAUCAGGACCAUCGAAGAAGACAGCGAAUUAUCACGAUCAGGAAAUUGGAUUCAGUGUUUCCGUGGCACCAACCUCAUCCGCACAACGAUUUCGGUCGGAGUGUUCGCCUGCCAGCAUCUCUCAGGCAUCGUCUUCGCGCUCGGCUUUUCGACGUACUUUUUCGAACUCGCUGGCAUUCCACUGAACCACGCUUUUGAUCUCGGCGUUGGAGUUACGGCAUGUGGAGUUGUUGGUGUCGUGAUCUCUUGGAGUGUGAUAAACACUGUGGGACGUCGAAAGCUGUUCGUUUGGGGUAUGAUUGGCAUGACGAUCGUGAUGGUUCUGAUGGGGAUACUGGACGUCGUCCAUACAUCAGCAGCUCGUUGGGUUCAGGCAUCGUGCACGGUAGUGUAUGCGCUGAUUUACCAGAUUACCAUUGGAGUAAUUGCAUUCGCACUUCUUGGAGAAGUCUCGACCCCAGCUCUCAGAGCUAAAACCAUCGGUCUUGCUACGGCUUGUCAAGCCGUCUUCGGCACGUUGAUGAACAUCGUGGUGCCAUACAUGGUCAACCCUGACAAAGCGAACCUCAGAGGAAAGGUCGGCUUCGUCUUUGGCGGUGCCUCGCUUCUCGGCACGAUCUGGAGCUAUUUCUACAUCCCGGAGCUGAAAGACAGAACCUUUCAAGAGAUUGACUAUCUUUUCCACCACAGAGUGCCUCCCAGGAAGAUGGGGAAAUUGAAUAUCGACGAUAUUACGGAUAGUGCCUGA